CUCCUCAGCCAUGAACGCCACAGACGAAGAAGAAGAGCCGGAUGUUCCGGACCGUGUGAGGUGGCUGUCGAAGCGAUCGGGUACGGGUCUCUAUGGUCUCUGUAGCCGGAUCCAGGAGCGGGUCCUCGGGGAUGGGGCUCCUGCUGGUCCUCUUGGCCCUGCUGGGCUCCGCGGUCCCCCCUCUUAGCGCAUGGGACGAGGACCUGGAGCUGCUGGACCUGGUGGAGGAGAUCCCGCAGACCUUCUACCAGUUCCUGAACGUGGAGCAGGUCCGUGCCGAGCCGGGUCGGGUUAACUGUUGUCAUAGUGAAAGAUUAUUGCGACGAUCACAGCUGAUAGAUCCGUUAGAGAAGGUGAUCAAUAAUCAGACCAGAUGUUACCUGAUCGUGUGUUUCUAACCUGAUCAAUAGAACCUGCAGCAGGUGGAGCCAGGUGGGCGGGGAGGCUGUUAUUGGU
Molecule: messenger RNA, 456 nt
Organism: Neolamprologus brichardi
Lineage: Eukaryota; Metazoa; Chordata; Actinopteri; Cichliformes; Cichlidae
Source: RefSeq, a predicted model, not a curated record